AUGGCAACUAACGACGACAAAAAAGAAACUUACGAUCAGGCAUACACACGACAGGAGACAUAUUUUGCUGAACAUUACGGCUGUUCGACUUCACCUUCUUUUUACUUCAUUUAUUUCAACGAUGGAGGCGCGCAUUGGUCGGAAAUGCCGUGGGGGUGGUAUUUGAGUUAUCUGAAUUUAGAAAAAGGUGAUCCAAAACAAUGUGGUCAAUUUCUUAUGGGCGGUAUUGCUAUCUGUAUGAAGUGUUAUAAAGAAAAAGCAGAUGAGAUCAUCAAGAAAUGUCGCGAAUUCAAUGCGGAAAUGAGGGAAAAUCAUCACGAAAAACUUGAAGAGAUCAAGCAAAAUGGAUUAAAAAUUGGAAUUAUCACAUAUAGAUAA
Molecule: messenger RNA, 378 nt
Organism: Adineta ricciae
Lineage: Eukaryota; Metazoa; Rotifera; Eurotatoria; Adinetida; Adinetidae
Source: the annotation of a GenBank genome assembly